This is a messenger RNA of Effrenium voratum, 411 nucleotides long. The record is from the annotation of a GenBank genome assembly. NCBI's taxonomy places the organism in Eukaryota, Dinophyceae, Suessiales, Symbiodiniaceae.
AUGGCUCGUAAGGCAGGUGCCCUCGUGAUCUUCGUGGUUGAUGCCAGUGGUUCCAUGGCACUGAACCGCAUGCAGAAUGCCAAGGGCGCUGUGCUGCGCUUGCUGGAGAACGCAUACCAGAACCGAGACCAGGUGGCCUUGAUUCCCUGCCGCGGCAUCUCUGCGGAGGUGUUGGUCCAGCCAACUUCUUCUGUUGCUCGUGCCAGUGGCAGCAUGAAGGUCUUGCCAUGUGGCGGAGGAACACCAUUGGCACAUGCUUUGUCGCAGGCCAUUAUCCUGGGCAGCAAUGCAAUGAAGAGCUCAGACGUGGGACAGGUCUGCGUUGUUGCCAUCACCGACGGCCGGGCCAACGUUCCCCUGGCAGUCAGUGAGGGUGACCAGAAUGCUCUGGAGACGAAAACGGGAAAAUGA